CUUCUUCUUCGUUAUUCUUCUUUCUGUUAUCUUUUGCAUCAUCACACUGCACACUCUGCUUAGUCCAAUUAGCUUCAGGUGAUUCUCUUUUGUAACUUUCUUCUCUCCUUUGACCCAUCCCCUUCAAUUCUAUAGCUGGUUUUAUUUUUCCAGUUGGUGGUUUACGACUUUUGAAUUUCGAGAUUUUGACCCUUCCAACCCCACGUAACCGCUACGCAGAUCUGAGGCCAAAGAUAGCAUCUUUCGGUCCUUCAAAAUUCAAAUGCCCCAUUGGGUAUCUCUAAUUUUCCGAGUUUUUGAGAAUCUUAGCGAAAGAGCAUGUCCGGGGCAGGCCAAGCCAUAGACAUGGAGAAGGUGGGGUUUUCGAAAGCCAAAGCCGAUCAUGGCCGUGGCAAGAAAACGGGCCCGGUUUCGAUGGAUCACGUGCUUCUUGCCUUGCGUGAGACCAAAGACGAGAGGGAUCUUCGAAUUCGGAGUCUCUUCAAUUUCUUCGAUGCUGCCAAUGAUGGGUACUUGGACUAUGCUCACAUUGAGGCUGGUUUGUCUGCCCUGCAGAUUCCCCCUGAGUAUAAGUAUGCCAAGGAGCUUUUCAAGGUGUGUGAUGCUGAUAGGGAUGGUAGGAUUGAUUACCAUGAUUUCAGGCGUUACAUGGAUGACAAGGAGUUGGAGCUUUAUCGCAUAUUUCAGGCAAUUGAUGUGGAGCACAAUGGCUGCAUUCUCCCCGAAGAGCUUUGGGAUGCACUUGUCAGGGCUGGUAGGGAUUGAAAUUGAUGAGGAGGAGCUUGCUCGCUUUGUGGAGCAUGUUGAUAAGGAUAAUAACGGAAUUAUCACUUUUGAAGAGUGGAGAGAUUUUCUUCUACUUUAUCCUCAUGAAGCAACUAUUGAAAAUAUAUAUCAGCAUUGGGAGAGGAUGUGCCUUGUUGACAUUGGGGAACAAGCUGUCAUUCCUGAAGGCAUCAGCAAACAUGUGCACAGGAGCAGAUAUUUUAUUGCUGGGGCAAUAGCAGGAGCUGCUUCUCGUACAGCAACUGCUCCUCUUGAUCGUUUAAAGGUGGUCUUACAAGUUCAGACUGGAAGAGCUGCUAUUAUGCCGGCAGUGAAGAUGAUAUGGCAACGAGAUGGUUUAUUAGGGUUUUUCCGAGGUAAUGGAUUGAAUGUGGUCAAGGUAGCUCCAGAGAGUGCCAUCAAGUUCUAUGCUUAUGAAAUGCUGAAAAAUGUAAUUGGAGAUGCUCAACAGGGAAAGUCAGAUAUCGGUACUGCAGGAAGACUUUUUGCAGGUGGUAUGGCUGGUGCAGUUGCACAGAUUGCUAUCUAUCCAAUGGAUCUUGUCAAAACUAGGUUACAGACUUGUGCUUCUGAUGGUGGAAAGGUUCCUAAACUUAGUACUCUUACAAAGGAUAUAUGGGUCCAUGAAGGACCUCGGGCUUUCUACAGAGGGCUUGUUCCAUCUCUUCUGGGUAUAAUUCCCUAUGCAGGGAUUGAUCUCACUGUAUAUGACACCUUGAAAGAUAUAUCUAAGAAAUAUAUUCUUCAUGACAGUGAUCCUGGUCCUCUAGUACAACUUGGAUGUGGGACGAUUUCAGGUGCUCUUGGAGCCACUUGUGUGUAUCCGCUGCAGGUUAUUAGGACAAGGCUGCAGGCACAACCUAUCAACAACACCGGUGCUUACACGGGAAUGUUUGAUGCAUUCCGGAAAACUUUUAGGGAUGAAAGCUUUAGAGGUUUCUACAAGGGGCUCAUUCCUAAUCUCCUUAAAGUUGUGCCAGCUGCAAGCAUUACUUAUAUGGUUUAUGAAUACAUGAAGAAGAAUCUAGAUCUUGAGUAGAGUGUCAUAGUUAAACUGGCUAAUUUCAAAUAUUAUAAAGCCUGGAAUUGUUGAUGGUGACGAAGAACAGAGAGUACUAGUCCUGUAGGUACUAUUACAGAUAGUCAUUCUUCUGAGGAUAUCUUAAAACACGAUUUUGUAGUCAGAAAGUUUUUCCCCUUGCUUAUCUGAACUAAAAUAUUGAGAAACUAGGUUGUACUCUAGACGUACUAAGGUAAUAGGUUAUAUCCAUUCAAUCUGUACUUUUUCAACUAUUUCAUAUAGUCAAAAGCGAAGGCACAUAAUUGUGGUUCU
This is a messenger RNA of Vigna radiata var. radiata (mung bean), 2119 nucleotides long. RefSeq names its product calcium-binding mitochondrial carrier protein SCaMC-1. The transcript has 4 exons. The coding region runs from base 383 to 1825 and encodes 480 amino acids. Gene Ontology annotation, molecular function: calcium ion binding; ATP transmembrane transporter activity. Gene Ontology annotation, biological process: transmembrane transport. Lineage: Eukaryota; Viridiplantae; Streptophyta; Magnoliopsida; Fabales; Fabaceae. The record is from RefSeq and is a predicted model, not a curated record.